Messenger RNA from Tachyglossus aculeatus (Australian echidna), 1480 nucleotides. RefSeq names its product leucine rich adaptor protein 1 like (gene LURAP1L). Gene Ontology annotation, biological process: positive regulation of canonical NF-kappaB signal transduction. Lineage: Eukaryota; Metazoa; Chordata; Mammalia; Monotremata; Tachyglossidae. Bases 98 to 754 code for a protein of 218 amino acids. The record is from RefSeq and is a predicted model, not a curated record. The transcript is spliced from 2 exons.
AUGUGCAGAGCACUGUACUAAGCGCUUGGGAAGUACAAAUCGGCAACCUGCGGCUCCUUUUCCUCGGGAAAGCCCCGUCGGCUGUUUCGAAAGAGCCAUGGAAGCCAGCCCUCCACCGGACCUGCGGGACAUCGAGCUGAAGCUGGGGCGCCAAGUGCCCGACAGCCUGCUGCGCUCCCUGCGGGGGGAACGGCCUGCGGUCCGGGACGGGGAGAAGGCCAAGGAGCCGGGCGGCGGCGGCUGUGGCGGUGGCUUCCCUCCCUCCUCUUCAUCUUCUUCCUCCUCCUCCUCUUCCUCCGCCGCCGGCCCCGCGCGACGCAGCGACCCGAGCGCACUGGAGAGGUUGGAGACCAAGCUGCGCCUCCUCAAGCAGGAGAUGGUUAAUCUCAGAGCCACUGAUGUGCAGCUCAUGCGCCAAUUGCUCAUCAUCAAUGAGAGCAUUGAAUCCAUUAAAUGGGUGAUUGAAGAAAGGGGCACCAUCAUGAGCCGAGGCAGCAGUCUGAGUGGUAGCCUAUGCAGCCUGUUGGAGAGCCAGAGCACCUCAAUUCGAGGGAGCUCCAAUAGCUUACAAGACUACAGUGAUGGACUGGAUGGCAUCUCAGUGGGAAGCUACCUAGACACUUUGGCAGAUGAUGUUCCCGGUCACCACACCCCAUCAGAUUUGGACCAGUUCAGUGACUCUUCCCUAAUAGAUGACACACAGACAAAAACGAAGCACCCCAAAAUAGAUUCCGACUACUACUGCUUUGGCUAAUGAAAAAGACAUUCGUGUGGGACUGGUGUGGAAAUGAUGUGUAUUUAUCUUCUUUCUUUGCUGCUAUAUAUUUCCAAUAAAAAAGCCACGUUUUCAUUGGAAAUUUUUUUCCAAGAUGCUUUAAGACACUCUCUUACUCCUAAUAUGUGUUAUCUGAAUUAUUUCCUCUGCAAUCUUCAUUUUUAAUUUAUUGCCGUGAUUCCCUCUUUGAUCUUUUACAAUUCAAUUGUAACAUUAUAAAACAAACUCUCAACUUUGUUUAUAAGACAAGGAUUCAGGGAUUGCAAGUGAGAAUUUUGCUUAAGCUAGGUAAAUCAAAUGCUGAUGUCAUUUGCCAUUCAAAUCAAUGAAUAAUUCCAAUUAUUUUCUUUUAGCUAGCAAUUCUUCAGUAAAGUCCUCCAAGAAUGUUUUCUAUUUUUUGCCUUGUACCAAAUUGGCCAAACCUUCAGCAAACUGAGAAACUGUUUUUUCCAGGUUAAAUGAUCUCACUGUUAAUUUCUCUUCUUGUAUGGUGGAUAUGGUCCUUGCUGUUCUCUCUUUUAUGCAUAAGGUCCAUUGGUUUUAAAUUAUGCAAAGGCUUGGAAGUGUAUUUGGAAACACCCUAACAUGAUAUGCAGUCAGAUGAUAUGCAUUUUUUUCAUGUGGUGCAUUAACUUAAUUUCCUCUGAAGAGUCAAUACCAAUGUAAAUACUGCAGAUGUUAUAAAAUGAUAGCCUUUAUUCAAAA